Messenger RNA from Leptopilina boulardi, 4067 nucleotides. It is a transcript of the gene tst, whose product is annotated as helicase SKI2W. Lineage: Eukaryota; Metazoa; Arthropoda; Insecta; Hymenoptera; Figitidae. Gene Ontology annotation, cellular component: Ski complex. The record is from RefSeq and is a predicted model, not a curated record. Gene Ontology annotation, biological process: nuclear-transcribed mRNA catabolic process, 3'-5' exonucleolytic nonsense-mediated decay. Bases 125 to 3883 code for a protein of 1252 amino acids. The transcript has 11 exons. Gene Ontology annotation, molecular function: ATP binding; RNA helicase activity; RNA binding.
CCUGUAGAUAGACUUUAACAUUUCGGAUGUUCUCUUUUACUACUUUGGAAAUACAUAAAAAUAAUAAAAAUAAUUUUUAGUAUAUUCAAAAGGCUUAAAACAAAAAAUAAAAUAAGAAGUGACAAUGACAUCAGAAGAAACAAAAAGUUUGUUUUGUUUUGUUGAAGAGUUAUUUUUGCCAUUUGGGCCACCUCCUAUAUUAGCCGAUAUUAAAAGUGAAUUGAAAGAAUUUAUUGAAUAUCCUGAUAAUCUUCCGAUUUAUAAUAUCGAUAAUGCACAAUGCUAUUGGCCAAGAAAACCAGAUAUUUUGGCUUUAUUAAAUGCCGAUUUGGCACCAGUUGGAACAUGUAUUAAGUUCAAGAGAGAUCCAAUUACUGGAAAAAUUGGAGAUAUGUUAGAAGUUAAUGUUCAAGGAACUGGUGAAACUGCUAGAAAUUCCAUGUCCAUGACAAGAGCACCUGGACCUCCAGCGGAAGGUGUUAGAGGCAACACAAGCAAUUUCUUAUUUUGGCCUGGUGGUUUCGAUGAAGCCAAAAUUCCUGAAGAGUCUGAAUUAACCAAUGUUCACUUUGAAACUAAUCUUCGAACCUUAGCUAAAGGUUUUAAAUGUGGCAUGGAUUUUGAGCCUGACAAUUUUACUCCAAAGAAUGUUCAAUCUGGAGAUGUUUCUCAAAUGCGCAUUCAUGAAUCUUUUGAAAAAGAGAACAAUUUAGAUUUAAUGUUAAUCGUUGAUGAAGAAGCUAAUUCCCUGGAUUUUUUGGCUAAACCCAUAUUACAAAGUAAACCAGAUGUUAAAUGUGAAGAAAAACUUGAAACUGACAUUGAAAAUAUGUUACUUUCGAUAGACACAAUUACUGAAUCAGUCUCAGAAUCUAAAAUUCCUGUAUUAAAAAUUACUGAAGAGGGAAAAAGUUUCUUACAUGCAGAAUGGGCUGAGCAAUUAGAUGUGACAGUAACCGUUACAGAUUUUGAAAAAAGAGUUCCAAACCCAGCUAUUAAUUUUAAAUAUGAAUUAGAUAACUUUCAAAAACAAGCUAUUAUCAAAUUGGAAGAGGACUGUAAUGUUUUUGUUGCUGCUCAUACAUCUGCUGGUAAGACGACUGUCGCGGAAUAUGCAAUUGCAUUAAGUCAAAGGCAUAUGACUAGGACUAUUUACACUUCACCUAUAAAAGCAUUAUCGAAUCAAAAGUUUCGCGAAUUCAAAGAAAAAUUUGAUAGUGUUGGACUUAUCACUGGAGAUUUACAGAUAAAUCAAACAGCUUCAUGUCUUAUAAUGACUACAGAAAUUUUACAGUCAAUGUUAUAUUGCGCCUCUGAAGUUCUCAGAGACUUGGAAUACGUUAUUUUUGAUGAAGUGCAUUAUAUAAAUAACGAGGAUAGAGGGCAUGUUUGGGAGGAAAUUGUGAUUCUACUACCUCGGACUGUAAAUAUUGUUAUGUUGUCUGCAACCGUACCUAAUCCUCUAAAAUUCGCCAACUGGGUUGGUCAGAUAAAGAAAAGGAAGAUGUACGUGAUCAGUACAGUGAAAAGACCAGUGCCAUUGCAACAUUAUUUAUAUAUAGGAAGCAAUAUGAAAACGAAAGACAGUUGUUACCUAAUUCUUGACACCGAUGGUCAAUUUUCUAUGGAAGAUUGGCGACAGGCGAACGCGCAACGACAGCGUGAACUUAAACUGAGUUUAGACAAGAAAGGUACGAAAAAAUUCAAAGAAAGCAAGAAACAGAAUAAGAUUUCAAUUGAGCCAGAUGUGACAUCGCAGGACAGUGAACAAACUGAAGAAAUAAAACCUUCAAUGAUUUCGUCAAAGGAACGAGCAACGUGGAUUGCUUUUCUUAAAUACCUACAACAAGAGGAUAAAUUGCCAGUUGUUGUUUUCGCACUUUCCCGAAGUCGAUGUGACAAAACAGCAGAUUCUUUGCAACAUCAAAACGUGUCAUUGAUCACGAAUAAUGAAAAGGAUAAUGUAACUGAUUUCUUUAAGAAAUCAAUUAAAAGGCUAAAAGGUUCAGAUGCACAGUUGCCUCAAGUUCGAAGAAUGCAAAUACUUUUAGAACAUGGAAUUGGUAUUCAUCACAGUGGAAUUUUACCUAUUUUGAAAGAAAUUGUUGAGUUAUUAUUUCAACAAGGGUUAGUAAAGAUGCUCUUUGCCACUGAAACGUUCGCCAUGGGCGUUAACAUGCCAGCAAGAACAGUUGUUUUCGAUGCUGUUAGAAAAUAUGAUGGUUCUAAAUUUCGUGCACUUCAUCCUACUGAGUAUAUUCAAAUGGCUGGAAGAGCUGGACGAAGGGGUCACGAUACCACGGGAACCGUUAUGUUGUUGUGCAAAGGAGAGGUUCCAAAUUUCAUUGACUUGCAAGCAAUGAUGUGCGGCGAACCGCAGAGUUUGGAGUCCCAGUUCAAGAUAACAUACUCGAUGGUUUUACAUUUGAGAAGACUCAGCGAAACGGUCUCAGUGAGAGAUAUGAUGCGUAGAUCUUUCAAAGAAGCAAGUACACUGGUAAGAGAAAAGCAGGUGAAAGCCGACUUGCAAGAGAUUGAAGAAACCUUGGCAAAAACACCGGCCCUAUCUGCGAAUCAGGAAAUGUUGGCAGAGUUUUAUGAAAUUGCUAUAGAUUAUUUGCGAAUUUGGAAGAAACUUCGACCCGAGAUGCUUGCUGCGAAAAAGGCAUCGAAGAACCUUUCGGAAGGUCGUAUUUUGCUUGUGUCGUAUAAAAAUCACUACAACAAACUUGCCCUCUUGCUUGACAAAAGAAAACAGAAUGACAAUAUUAUGUACAAAGUAUUGAUACUUAAAGAUAAUGAGGAAAUGUGUGAUGAAGAUAAACCUGAGAACUGGUAUAGAAUAAUAGCUCUCACAAAGAAACAGUUAUACUCUGUGAAUCAAAUGCCUUCGCACGAAGUUCUCCUGAUAGACGAGUCAAGUAUUUUGGAAAUCACUAAUUGCACUAUUAAAACUGACUAUCGCUGUGUGAUAGCAGAUUGGGAAAAACGACAAAUUCCAAGAUUCAAAGACUGUUCUCCUGGUCCAACGUUUAGUGCAGUUGUUCAAGAAUUAUUGGAAUUAUCUCAAAGUGCUGUAUCAAAUCCAGAAGUCUUAUUGCCGCACACAGAAAUGAUAAUAAAUAAGAUAGAUCUAAAGCCAGAAGAAAAGAAGCUUAAUAAUUUGAAACGUAUUAUUAAUUCUAGUUCCGUUACUCAAGUUAACAAUUUUGAACAACAAUUCGGUGAUGCUUUUUAUAGAAAGGAACUUGAGGAGAAGAAAAAGGAAUUAAUGAUUAAAUUAAGUGACGAGCAAUUAAGAGACUAUCCAGAUUAUAUAAAUCGAGUUAAUAUUUUAAAGGAACUUGGCUAUAUCGAUCAAAAUGAAAGAGUCACAUUGAAAGGAAGAGUAGCACUCGAAAUGGGAAUGUAUGAAUUAUUUUUAACCGAACUGGUGUUUAAAAAUAUCCUUACUGAUUGGAGUCCAGCUGAAAUUGCAGCUUUACUUUCAUCUUUAGUUUUCCAACAACGCACAGAAGAAUCUGACAAGAAUCUCAGUACAAGGCUAAAAGAUUUGCAAAAAAUAGUGUCAGAUGAGUACGAAAUCUUAAAAGCGAAGGAAGUGAAGUAUAACUUAACACCGGCUCCACCUCUUAAUUUUGGCCUCGUAAAAGUUGUAUACCAAUGGGCUCGAGCAGAAUCAUUUGCCAGUAUUAUGAAUUUAACUGACGUCCAAGAGGGUAUUAUCGUCAGAUGCAUUCAACAACUGAAUGAGACUCUUCGCGACGUAAAGAACGCUGCUAUCAUUAUAGGAAAUCCAAUUUUGAAAGAAAAAAUGGACGAAGCGUCGAGUGCCAUUAAACGAGACAUUGUUUUCACAGCUUCACUUUAUACCCAAGAUUGAGAAGUUAUAUUUAUUUGUUUAAUAGUUACGGAAUUUCAUUGAAAAUGAAAACUUAUUAUUUCUUUUGUUUGUAAAACAAACUUGUAAUUUUUCAAUUCAAUCUUGUUGAAUACGAAAAUUUUUUUUUUUUCAUAUGAAGUUGUAUCAUUCAACUUUAAAUUCAAAAAACAUAUUUUUCACAUAA